Molecule: messenger RNA, 462 nt
Organism: Enterospora canceri
Lineage: Eukaryota; Fungi; Microsporidia; Enterocytozoonidae
Source: the annotation of a GenBank genome assembly
AUGAAGGUCAUCAAGAAUGCUACUGAAUUGGCAUCAACCAAGGAGUACAAUUUGGGAUGUCCCCUCUCAGCUGAUAUUUUUGUACGAAACCUGGCUGAUAAAUAUCAGGCCUACAUCCAGAGAAGCUACGUGAGAUGCCCUGCCUUUGCUGCCCACGUGUUUGGCCCAGUCAAUGACUCAUUCCGACUCUACUACACCGAUCUAUCAGCCAUUGACUACGAGAUGUUUGCAUGUGCAUCAGGAGAAGAUGAGUCAAAAAUGACCACUUUUCUAGAGAAGCAUUACAAGAGGGGACUCCCUGAAGCAGAUCUCAUCAGAAUUGGAAUAAGUGCCCUGUUGCAGAGUGUGGGGCGAGAAGCAGAACACACUGAGAUCAGCGUGACUGUUCUGGGCAAGAAUGGAACAAGAGUCCUCGAUGGGCCAGAAAUAGACAAGCACCUGCAGGACAUAGCUGAGAAUUAA